Messenger RNA from Lactuca saligna, 357 nucleotides. NCBI's taxonomy places the organism in Eukaryota, Viridiplantae, Streptophyta, Magnoliopsida, Asterales, Asteraceae. The record is from the annotation of a GenBank genome assembly.
AUGUUGGACAUGUUGAAUGAAACCUUCAACAAAGAAGAAUACAACUUGAAGUCAAUUUCAGUUAUUGAGAAACAAUUAGAACAUAUAGCCGAGAAACUAAAUCAACAAUUUUCAGACAAUCUUUCAGACACUACGUUGGUGAAUGAGGUAACUUUUCCAUGUAGUCAUAAAUUAUUUGAUAACAAAGUGCAUAAACUUACACCACCCGAACUAGAGCUUGUGGUGGAGGAUUAUGUAUCUUUAAAUGAUCAAGAGACUGAAAGUAUUUCUAAAAUUAAAGAAGUUGAAAUUGAAUUAGAUAAGUAUAAUGAAGAUUUCCAUGAGUUGGAAGUGUCCAAAGUUGCAAUAGAUUCUUAA